Arachis stenosperma is the source of this 671-nucleotide messenger RNA. Its product is annotated as 40S ribosomal protein S17-like. Gene Ontology annotation, molecular function: structural constituent of ribosome. Gene Ontology annotation, biological process: translation. The record is from RefSeq and is a predicted model, not a curated record. The coding region runs from base 107 to 538 and encodes 143 amino acids. Gene Ontology annotation, cellular component: ribosome. Lineage: Eukaryota; Viridiplantae; Streptophyta; Magnoliopsida; Fabales; Fabaceae. The transcript has a single exon.
UUCUAAUUUCUCCCUGAAACCCUAACAAGUAACAAUCCCCUUUCGUAUCUUCUUCUUCUUCUCCUCUCCCUAACUCGCUGCACGAACUCACUGAGUGAAACACAGAAUGGGGCGAGUUCGCACAAAAACGGUGAAGAAAUCCUCGAGGCAAGUGAUCGAGAGGUACUACUCGAAAAUGACGCUGGAUUUUCACACGAACAAGAAGGUUCUAGAAGAAGUAGCGCUAAUCCCAUCGAAGAGGCUCCGAAACAAGAUCGCAGGGUUCUCAACGCACCUGAUGAAGAGGAUCCAGAAAGGACCGGUUCGUGGAAUCUCGCUGAAGCUGCAGGAAGAGGAGAGAGAGAGGCGCAUGGAUUUCGUUCCAGAAGUUUCCGCCAUUAAUGUCGAUAACAUCGAGGUCGAUAAGCAGACCAUCGAUAUGCUUGCUGCGUUAGGUAUGUCUGAUAUUCCUGGCGUUGUGCAGGUUGAGCCUACGGCGGUUCAGCAGGUUCCGUUUGGCCGCGGUGGUUUUGCUGGCGGCGCUGGUAGGAGGUUCUGAAUUUUGAUAAUGGUGGUUGUGUCGUUUUCGUUGUUAUUUUUGUCGUUUUAUUUAUGUUCAGACUUUAGAACUUUAUAUUGUUAAAACUCUUGAAUGCGUUUCUUAAUGGAAUUAAUUUUUGUUUUUGGUUAAA